Molecule: messenger RNA, 1185 nt
Organism: Cynara cardunculus var. scolymus (artichoke)
Lineage: Eukaryota; Viridiplantae; Streptophyta; Magnoliopsida; Asterales; Asteraceae
Exons: 1
Coding region: 1-1185 (394 amino acids)
Source: RefSeq, a predicted model, not a curated record
AUGCCGUUUGCAAGUGGCUACACAAUGUCACUCAAGACUCUUUGUCGAUCAGUUUUUGGGUUUGGGAUUGAUCAUAAUCAAGUUCAUUCCAUGGAACUGCUUGAAGAAUGUGAUAUUCACCUGGAUAAAGAACUUCAAUUGUUUCAAUAUCAAGUCUUUCGCCAGUUCAAAAAUCUUUCGGAAUCUUCUGAUGAUGGAUUUCUUUCCCUUGAUUGGUUAUCCAUGCUAUUAGAUGCUUUUGUUGUUUGUCAUGAAGAUUUUAUGGCUAUUCUGUCGAAGAACGAGCCAUAUCUUUCAGAACCCCCUUUAGAUAAGCUGGUUAUGGAUUUUUUUGAUAGGAGUAUCAAGGCUCUUGAUAUUUGUAAUGCUAUUUGUGAUGGAAUUCAGAAGAUCCGGUGUUGGCAUAAGCACUUAGAGAUCGUUUCAUAUGCUUUGAGUUCAAGACAGAGGAAACUGAUUAGCAAAGGGCAGUUUAGAAGGGCGAGAAAAGCAUUGACCGAUUUAGAUCAUAUUAUGCUUGAUGAUACUAAGGAUUCUGGACGGUUCUUUUUGCGCAGAUUCAAGUCUUUUGGGCACUCAAACAAAGGAAAAUCCGUCAACUGCCAUAAUCAAGAACAAAUGAGAUCUCUCUCCUGGAGCACGUCUAGUUCAUGGCCAGCAAGUAAGCAACUUCAGUCUUUGGCAAACAGCUUGAUUCCACCUUGCGAAAAUGAAACUUCUACCACCUACCGCCUUGCGAAUGUUGUUUUCAUGAUGGGUUUUGUCUACGUGUUUGUCUUGUGGGCCCUAGUGGCUGCAAUCCCGUGUCAAGAUAGAGGCCUCCUCACUAAUUUCAAUAUACCAAAUCAUUUCUCAUGGGCUACCCCGUUCUCAGUGCUUCAUGUUCGAAUCAUAAAUGAAUUCAAGAAGCGUGAUGGCAAGAACAGUUUUGGGUUAUUAAAGGAGAUUUCACAAAUGGAAAAAUCCGUUGGUUACAUCACCAAUUUGAUCGAUUCUACCCACCAGUUUCCAUUGACAGAAGAAGAAAAGGAAAAAGUGGUAGUGGGAGUUGCUGAAUUGUCUGUGGUUAGCAAUGCAUAUGAGAAUGGUUUGCAUCCAUUGGAGUACCAAUUGAGACAAGUGUUCCAUAAAAUCAUGUUCUUUCGAUCAGAGGGACUUGAAAUCUUGUGCAGGGUACGAUCUUGA